GGGCUGUGGACUCAGUCAAGACCCCCAGCAGUGCAAGCCACUAGUACCAAAGGAGCUGUCUGUGACCUGCCAGCCCUCUGGACUCUGUCACCUCCCUUGAGAAAACAACUCUCUCGCUCUAUGCUUGGAAGAGUUUAAAACCUCUGAACACUACAAACCUAUUUGGAGAAGGUCAGCUCCCUGUGUGCCUAAAGAAGCACUCUGGUCAAAGCAAAGCUUUUGACACAUCUGCCAAAAGCAUGCCUGCUGAACACUGUGAGGUGUCAGAACUAAUUGAAGCCAUGGAUUCAAGUGAGCCUUCUGAGCAAUCUGCUGAACCCUGCAUCAUUGUGGAUGAAAGAAAAAACUCUUUGGACUAUACUGAACCCCAAAAGGUCAAUGGACAAAUGGAUUCCUCUGUGCACAGUGCCGAUCAUUACAACAUGAAUGUAGAACAUGCAGAGGAGAGUAAACCUUCUGUGCAUUAUAAUAGGCAUUCUGAGGGCUUUGAACAAUGGAUCAACCAGCCCUGUGAGGACUAUCCAGCUCUUCACAAGCACACUAAUCAGUGUAAGUCUUCCGAGUUAAGUAAAUCAUUUGAAGAAUGUACUCAACAUUGUGAGUGCUUUGAGUUCAGCAAGUCCUCUGAGCACUGUGCUAAUGACUGUCUAGCUUCUGUAUUUAGGCAACACUGCGAAAAUUGCACAGGACACUUUCAGUCAUCUGAACAAUGCAAGCCUUCUGAUCAACACUGUAUGUCCUUUGAGCCAAGCGAACCUGCUGAGAGCUCUGAGUUUUUUGAGCAAUGUAAGAUAUAUGACUUCAUACCUGACAUCUCUGAAUCUACUAAAUCAAUCAGAUCAUUUGAGCACUGCACUGGUAUUUGUGGGUAUUCAGGAAAAUACAAUAAUAUUGAACAUCCAACAGAAUAUAAUGAGACUACAACGUCAUAUAAUGAUGAUUUAAAGCCCGCUGAGCCUACAAUUCAACAAAUUGAAAUCUGUGGGCUUUUUGACUCUGAGUUUUGCACAACAUUAGAACCUAUACAUUCUUCAGAUUUGAACAUGCAUUCUCAAUGCUAUGCUGAACAAGUUGAUCCCAAUGAAAGUAGACAUGUCUCUAAAGUUUGUGAACCCACUGAGCAAACGUUGCUUGCUGAACAAUGCAGUCAUCUAUCUGCUGAAUAUGAUAUACCCUCUGGGCACUGUGAACUGCAAAACAAUCUCUAUGAGCAAAGUGAGACAAGUGUACAGUGUGAACUGACUGAGCGAUGUAAUUCUUGUGAGAGCUAUACCAGUCAACAUCCAAGCAUAAAUAACAAAUACUAUGAGCCUAGCAACGCAUUUUAUUCUGAGGAAGACAAGUCUUCUGAGUGCUCAUCCAUUGAAACAAGUUAUUUCGAAUUUUGCAUCGAUGACAGUAUAAAUUCAGACCUAUUAACUGAUUCAGCUGAAUCCUAUGAAGCAUUAGUGGAAGAAGGAGCACCAGACAAAUCCAGGGAUGAUAAAGCUAAAUUCUGUUCAGAGAUAUGGGGAUCUUUUGACAAUUGUCCAGAUGUGGUAGAAUGUGAGGAAAGCAAAGCUGAUGAAGAAAAACCUCACUUGGAUGCAGUCGUUGUUGAGGAAUUCUUUGACUUAUUCGAUAAAAAGGAUACUUAUACCUUUUCUCAAAGGCGACCUUAUACCUCCUGUUUUGAAGGGGGAGGGGUUCAUGAGCAGAUUUUUGAACAACUUAAACCUCAAGUGCCCAUUAUGAAUGAGGAAGAAACACAUAUGUCCUGUGCCAAAAAAAGGCUUGAAUCACUUGCUUUAGAUGAGAAAAUCAAUGAGAAUAAAGCUUUUAGUCAAGAAGAAGUUGAUCAAUCUUAUGAUACUUGUGCUGAGGACAGACCAUUUAAUGUAGACUGUGCUGAUGAUGAGGCAUCAGCCUCUGGAUCUUUUGCAGAGGAGGAAAGAUGUGAAUCUUGUUUUGAAGAAGCCUCAGCUAAUGAAGUUGACAUUUACGAAGCUUUUGUAGCAGAAGACAAUGCUAUUAAGGCUGAGGCCCACAAGCCCUUUGUUGAGGAAGAUUGCAUUGCUGAAGAUAAAGCUGGUGAGGUUCAUGCCAAUGGACACUUAGUUGAUGAGGACAACAUGUACGAACACAGUGCAGAGGAAGCUUCUCAUGGAUCCUCUGCUGAAGUGUCUUUUGUUGAAGAUGAUGAAACAUAUGAGGGCCAAAAUGAUCAGACUUAUGAACCAUGCUUUGAAAAAGAGAAAUCUUUUGAUGAAGAAGAGCAGAAAAUACACAUUGCAGAAGAUGAAUUAUACAACCCAUAUGCUAGAGACAAAGCUUAUAGAUCAUAUGAACUGUGUGAUGAAGAUUGCAUCGCAUAUGGCUGUGAACAUACACCAUUUUCCAUGGAAGGGGAAGCUUAUGCACUCUGCGCUGAGGAGAAAGCCUGUGAACCAAGUGAUGAAGAGCACCAUGAAUAUGAAAGCAAAGCCAAUGAAUCUAGUGUUAAUCACUUCUGUGAUGAAGAAGACUCUGAUGAUACUUUUAAUGAAGGAAUUGAUGACAGCACUCCUGAGACAUAUUUUAAAGAUGGAGUGUGCAAUGAGGGGGGAGAGCAUGCUGCUCCAUGUGCUGAGGAGAGUGAAUGUCCUCACUCACUUGAGGUUAUAACCAAAGACACUGUACUAUGCACUGAAGGAAGCAAACCAGCUAUGCCUGAUGGUAUUGAAUUCAAUGGAGAUCAAACUGAUUCCUCUACAACCUCUUCGGAAGAGAUAGAUGAGCAAAACAAGUCAUCUAAAUUGUGUGAGGAUCUGAACACACCAUAUAUGUCUGAGGGCUGGGAGGAACACAAUGUUGUCUCAGAGUACCUCCAACCCCCAGAGUCCGAGGACCUUUCAGAGCAGGUGUCUGAGAAAACAAGCCCCCCUUUUGAUGGUGCUGAACAUAGUAAAAACUCCAUGGUCAGCGAGCCAGAUGAACAUCAUGCCGAACAAACAGAGCCCGCUGAAAAAAGUGAGCUGGAUGAGAAAACAGAGUUGCAUGAAUUUUUUAAGAUUGUGGCCUCUGAACAACCAAGUGAAGAGUCUGACGAGGAGCUGAAUGACGAUGAGUCUGAGGAGUCCUGUGAAUGCGAGUACUGCGUUCCGCCUAGCGACCAGGUCCCAGAAAAACCUUUGCUCCCUCUAAUCAAGUCAAAAGACGCAGGGAAGAUCUGUGUGGUGAUUGAUUUGGAUGAAACAUUAGUGCACAGUUCAUUCAAGCCAUUGAACAACGCUGAUUUUAUAAUUCCAGUGGAAAUCGAUGGAACAGUUCACCAGGUGUAUGUGUUGAAGCGACCCCAUAUGGAUGAGUAUCUCAGACGAAUGGGGGAGUUGUUUGAGUGUGUUCUGUUCACUGCGAGUUUAUCCAAGUAUGCCGAUCCCGUCUCCGACCUGCUGGAUAAAUGGGGUGCCUUCCAACACCGUCUCUUCCGGGAGUCCUGCGUUUUCCACCAAGGAAACUAUGUGAAAGACCUGAGUCGUCUGGGCAGGGACCUCAACAAGGUCAUCAUUGUGGACAACUCUCCAGCCUCCUACAUCUUCCACUCUGAUAAUGCUGUCCCUGUAGCAUCCUGGUUUGACGACAUGGCUGACACAGAGCUACUAGAUCUCAUCCCGUUCUUCGAGAGACUAAGCAAAGUGGACGAUGUCUACGAUACGCUCAAGCAGCAGAGGACUGCAAGCUAGUGUGUAAUCAAACACUGGCUGCAACUUUUCACCACGGGGGCCAUGGAGGAGGCUGGUGGUUAACAAGCUUCAAGUUUCUUCCCACUAGAAGGACCAGCUAGUGUCUCUCGGUCGUUGUCACCCAGCGAAUUCCAUUCACACACAACCUCAUGGAGGCCACUCAGUUUGGCACAGAGACAGAACUGGGAGGAACUACUUCAUGACAAACAUCGAAAAGAGUGUUAUAAGUAAUUUUUUCAAUUUUGAUGCAGUAAUCCCCUCAUGGUUACAACUUUUCCUCCUGAAGAGAAGGUUGAACAAAGCCCUUUUUUGUGGGACGGUGAUCAUUUAAGCAGGCAAUAAAGUAAUUUUGCAAAGUAAUUGGUGAAUACGAUAUGAAAUACUGAGGGUGUUUAUAUUGAGAUCAAGAUAACUCAACCCAAUCGUUUAAAGACUGUUUCCAAAAAUGUCCUAAUGUACCGCAAGUAUAUUAUUUUUGAAUUUUACCAUUUUUCCUUACCCAAACGUUACUGUAUAUCGAGUGUUUUCAACCUUCAAUACUAUUUUAGUAAAUUAUUCACUACAACAUGCACACUUGUGAUUGUGUCAAGGAUGUACGAUUAUCAACAAGGAUGCACUAUGUAGCAACACAGCAAAUCAUCGUAUUUUGAACAUUGGAAAAGCUGUCACAUGCACGUGUAUGUAUGUGUUUGUAUUUUUAUUCCAUGUCAGCUGAUUUAAGAUCAGAUUUGAAAAAGAUACAGCAAUAAUGUUCACCUUAGUGAAAUAGUCAGCAUUUGAUAUUAACUGUAACAGCAAUUAAUUAUAUCUAGUUAUGCUCUUUUCAUCAUUAAUCAAGUUGAAUAAAAACUGGAAUCACAUCAGAUGUGACAUAUGAUGUGACACAUUAUGAUGACAUAUUUAGCCAUUAUAUCAGUGAAGUGUUUAUGCCCGUUUGAAAUGUAUUACACACAGAGAAUGCCUUAUUCAUGAUUUGCCAAUCAUUCACUUAAAGUAACUGCCCAGAGAAUUUCACUUUUAAAAGUUAAUAUUCUGUUAACUCAUAUCCAAAUUAAUGCUGUUGGCUUGUCUUAUACUCGUAUUUGUGGCCAAAGCAUAAAUUGGAGAAAAGAAAGAGCCACCUCAAAUGUAUGUCUCAAACAGACCGUUUAAAUAAUGCUUGCGAUUUCCUCAUAGAACAUAAUAUAAUCUCCCCGAGGAGGGUGAGCAGAGCAAUCAGCGGUCUUGAGGAGGAUGAGGGUAGGCAGGGUAGUGGUUAGAGUGUUGAACUAGUAACCGGAAGGUUGCAAGUUCAAACCCCUGAGCUGACAAGGUACAAAUCUGUUGUUCUGCCCCUGAACAGGC
Molecule: messenger RNA, 5045 nt
Organism: Oncorhynchus kisutch (coho salmon)
Lineage: Eukaryota; Metazoa; Chordata; Actinopteri; Salmoniformes; Salmonidae
Exons: 6
Coding region: 240-3701 (1153 amino acids)
Molecular function (GO): RNA polymerase II CTD heptapeptide repeat phosphatase activity
Source: RefSeq, a predicted model, not a curated record